AACUCAGGGCCUUUGCAGUGAGCUGCAUCCCCAGCCCUUUUUAUUUUUUACUUUGAGACUGGAUCUCACUAAAACUGUGUUGCCCAGGUUGGGCUCAAACUUGGAAUCUUCCUGCCUCAGCUUCCCAGAGUGCCAGGAUUGGACUGCCACACCCAGUUUGGGGAUGUUUUUUGUUUUUGAGAUGUUUGAUGUCCUGGACCAGCUCUUUCUGAAAAGGGCAGAGAAGGAGGUGGAGGGAGCUCCAGGGCCAUGAGCACCCCCAGUGAAGCAGAGCAGAGCCCACCCAGAGUCUGUAUCCCGCCAAGAUCAGGCUCUGGUCUGAGCCCGCCCAGCUGGUGUCUGGGGGUGAUGGUUGAGUGGUUGGAUGGGGGAACAACAAGUGAAAGAGAAGGUCCGGGGUGCAGGGCCGGGUAGCACUGGUCCUACCCCAGCCGUCCCACCCAGCAGACAAGGCGGGGCCACCUGGCUUCCUCCCCAGGGCCUCGGGACUCAGAACCCAGUCGUAGCUGCGCAUGUGGUACCUCAGCACCAUGGGGCUGGGGGGUAGGAGCCUGAAGGGCAUGAGCGGCCCGGUGCCCACGCGCUGCAUCCAGGCCGAGUGCUUCGACCACCUGGUCCGCCACUGCGUGGCCUGCAGCCUCCUCCGCACCGCAGAGCCCAGAGCUGCCUCUCCUCCCUUCGCCCAGAGGUCACUCCUCCCCUCUGCCCACCGGCCUCCUUCCCCAUCCCCUCCGCCAGCAGUAGGAGCCAGCAGCCAGGCACCUGGAACAGUGCUGCAGCCGCAGGAGUCAGUGGGCGUGGGGGCGACUGGGCUGCCCCUGCCCGGGCUGCUCUUCGGGGCCCCCGUGGUGCUGGGCCUGGCCCUUGCCCUGGCCCUGGUCCUGGUGGCCCUGGUGAGCUGGAGGUGGCGGCAGCGCAGGACCCUGGAGGCUCCAGAAGGAAGCCAGGAAGAGCCCCUCGACAACGUCUAUGUCCCCUCACCGGGAACCCCUGAUGCCUCGGCUCCUGUCUGGCCCGAACCCAGAGAACACCCAGCCACCACCCCACCUAGCCACAGUGUCCCUGUACCCGCCACAGAGCUGGGUUCCACUGAGCUGGUGACCACUAAGACGGCCGGCCCCGAGCAGCAAUAGCCACAGAGGGGACAGGAGAGGACCUCGUCCUGCUUCCAGGCCUUUGACCUGGGGCUUGGAAAUGAUUCAGAGCCUCACCCCCAGGCCCAACACCCCUUUGCCUGGGGACCAGGCUGCUUCUAGGCACAGACACCAUGGGCCUCGGUGUGCAGCUGAUGUGAGUGGUCGCCUCUGGCAUAGGACCACAGGCCUCUGAUGGGCCUCGAAGAUCACAUCUGAGCUCUUGAGCUGUCGGGUGGCUGGAUGUGCUCUAGUUUGGAUGCAGUCAAGUGUACACCUCAAGGCUUCACGCAUCCGGGUUUCAUCGAUGUUGUGAGGUAUUAAAAGGGUGAAAACUUGA
Heterocephalus glaber (naked mole-rat) is the source of this 1473-nucleotide messenger RNA. It is a transcript of the gene Tnfrsf13c, whose product is annotated as TNF receptor superfamily member 13C. Lineage: Eukaryota; Metazoa; Chordata; Mammalia; Rodentia; Bathyergidae. The record is from RefSeq and is a predicted model, not a curated record. Gene Ontology annotation, cellular component: external side of plasma membrane. Gene Ontology annotation, molecular function: signaling receptor activity. Gene Ontology annotation, biological process: B cell costimulation; tumor necrosis factor-mediated signaling pathway; T cell costimulation.